GUUGUGGUUCUCUUUACGUUGUCUUCCGGUGCCUCUUUCUGUCAACAUGGCCCGUCCACUACCAUUUAAAAUUGCAGUUGUUUCUACUGUGUUGUUUGUCGUGUGCACGGAUUUUGUAUUUUGUAAUAGUGGCAGAAGGGUUGGUGAUGUCAUGGACACUGAAUUCAGUGGUUUCUCUGUACCACUUGAACACUCAUUUGAAGUUGCUGAUGUAGCAAAGUUUCGAGUGCGUGGAGCACUGAUGUUGAAAGCUGGAAGGGAGCCCAGCGUCUCACUAACUCAAAGCCAGCUAUCAGAGGAAGACAGAGCCAAACUAAAGGAAGUGGCUGCAGUGGACGGACUGUACAGAAUCAGAGUGCCGCGUGUUUUCCUGCAGGCAGACAGACAGACAGAGCGGCAGAUGGAAGGUUACCUCACAGCAUUUGUCAGAGCCUGUGCCAUGGUUGAGUCCCAUCUGAGCGAUGUCAUCUCCCUCCACAUUGACGUCUCUGGUUACGUCAUCGGUGUUUCCAUAGUGACGUUACCCGGGGCCUGCAGGGGCACUGAGGUUGAGGAUGAAGUAGAUCUCGAGGUUUUCAACACCACACUCAGCGUCAUGGCUCCUGUCAAUGCACCAGGACCUGAGACGGCUCUGUUCGUUGAACGAAUGGAACAAGAAUCUGAGAAGAAAGGGAAAAAUCCACAAGAGCAGAAAUCUUUCUUUGCUAAAUAUUGGUAUUUGAUUCUGGGAGGUGCAAUCUUCCUCAUGGUCACCAACUCAGCACAGCCCCCAGCAGGGGGAGGCAGAGAGCAGAGCUGAUUCCCACUGAAUGGAUGUACAUCGUGCCUCUCGUUCUCUUCCUCAUGAUGUCUGGUGCUCAGGACCAAUCGGGUGGAGGAGCCGCAGGCGGAGCAGCCAAUGGAGGUGGCCGAUGAUCAACAAUCAAAUAACACAUUUUGUUGUUGGUGAAUAUUUCCUGAACAGUAGUUCUCUUGAGCAGAUUUUAAUUGCUGUACAUAACGUUAUUUAAGUAGGAUAAAUGUCUGUCACACACACACACAACUUAAACUUGUACAGCACAGAGGAGAUAUUGUGCCCUGCUGAUGACUACAUUUUUAAUACUAAUUAAUUAUAAUUGAAUACUAAUUUUCUCUACGUCACUCAGACUGAGAGUUUUAGACUCAUAGUUUUACUCUGAGGGCCAGGUUUAGUUUUAAUAGCAGUAAAGUCAUAUACAACUAAAUUAAAUAUGCAUACAAUAGGCAGGAGUAUGAUCACAAAAAGUCAGAUUAAUGAUGGAAAAACAUUUGAGACUACAUGUUGUAAAAUAGUCAUUGUUUUCGAUAAUGAUGCUCCGAUGAAUAAACAAAAUAAUAAAGUCACAUGAAAGUGUCGUCAAUGUG
Cyclopterus lumpus (lumpfish) is the source of this 1383-nucleotide messenger RNA. RefSeq names its product ER membrane protein complex subunit 10 (gene emc10). The record is from RefSeq and is a predicted model, not a curated record. Gene Ontology annotation, cellular component: EMC complex. The transcript is spliced from 8 exons. Lineage: Eukaryota; Metazoa; Chordata; Actinopteri; Perciformes; Cyclopteridae. The coding region runs from base 47 to 799 and encodes 250 amino acids.